ACGCAGCAUGCAGCACAGUCUUUAACACCUGUGUAACUCCAGUCGUUAAAAAACUCCAUAUCAUUGUCAUUAAAACAUCAAUUCCCAGGGUUCAUUGCGCGCGUGUUCAUGUCAUUCUCUGUGGUCGUGGUAACCGAAGGCUCGCUGGGAACUAGAGUCUCGUCUCCGCAUCUCCCAUUUUCCACAGGUUUCGCGAGAUUUACAUAGGCGGGCUGGUGUGUGGCAGCAUUUCUCUGCCAGACGAACUGAACAAUACUGAUAUGAAAUCUGCGUAAAGUAGCCUUUGAAUUUCUGGAGGCAUGUCCAAGAAAAGGGGCAGAAAGCGGAGUAGGGGGGAGCUGAGUGACACAUUGACCCCGGAUCCCAACAGCAUUCUGGGAGUCCGCAUUCAGCAUAACUGGCGUGAGAAGGGGAACCAGAGCAAAUGGAAGGGAACAGUACUCGACAGGCUUAGUGUGAACACUUCUCUCUUCAUGGUGAAGUAUGACGGCUUUGACUGCGUCUAUGGCAUCGAGCUGUUCAAGGACGAGAGAGUGUCGAACCUGCACGUCCUGUCAGAAAAAGUUGUAAACAACAAGAUCAAGAUGCCUCCAGGGGCGGAGGAGCUGGUGGGCAAAGCUGUGGAGCAUCUGUUUGAAAAGGAGGAUGGAGAGAAGAACGAAUGGAGAGGCAUGGUCCUCUCCAGAGCUCCAAUCAUGACCAACUGGUAUUAUAUCACUUAUGAAAAGGACCCCGUACUAUAUAUGUACCAGCUGUGGGACGACUAUGCUGACGGAGACCUCAGGAUUCUGCCUGAAGCAGAAAACAAACACCUGUUGCCUGCAGACAGGAAGCCAGGUGAAGAGACGGAGAGUCUGGUGGGGAAACAGGUGGAGUAUGUUACUGACAAGGGUGUGAAGAGAACAGGCCUUGUCAUCUACCAGGUCCCAGCCAAGCCCUCUGUCUACUAUAUUAAAUAUGAUGAUGACUUUCAUAUCCAUGUCUAUGACCUGGUGAAAACCACCUAGACAUAGUGGACACUUUAUCUCACUCUCCAGCCUCCCUCCAUCUGCUUCUGUUCCACUCAUCGUUAUGAUCUGUUAUCCAAAGCCAUGGCAGGAUCCAAUAGUUAAGAUGCUUUAUUGUUCAGAAGAAAGUGCAAUCUGUCUUUCAUAUGCACAGCAGAACUGUAGCACCGCUAUGCUUGGCUGUUUCGAGGAGAUGGAGUCAACUUGUUUUAUUGUUGCUGCUCUACUUUAUACUUUAAGUUUGGACAGUCCAAGACUGCACUGCCCAACAGCUGCAAAGAGGGCAGCUGUUACUGCAUUUGUAUCGUUGUCCUUGAGAUAUUUGCUGAUCUUUCCCGAGAGUAAUUAUCUUAAUUUAAUCCAAGUAUGACUAAAAAGCUGCUCAAAAUAUUCUUUUGAAGACACUUUUCUUUGGGUCAUCUAAAUAGCUAGUAAGCAUGAUAUACACAUUAUGUUUGGGAUAUACAUUUAUUGAAUUAAAUGGGUGGAUACAUUUGUGUAUUAUAUUUAUCGAACCAUAUUAUCAAAUUUAGUGUUAGUACUGGAAGGAAUGAAUAAAAGCAGGAUUGUAAAGUCACCUGCAUGGGGUCCUUAUAUUUACAAAAGCCUUUUAGAUUAAUUAUGCUUACGUGGAAAGAUACUCCUGCACCUUUGCACCAUAUUUAGCAUUGAAUCAGAUCCUUUGCACUGGUGAUGAAGACGCGGUUUGCUAAAUUCACAUUUAAAUUUGAUCCCACACAAAUCAUAAAGUGCCUUCCGGCUUGUCAUUUUGCAAUAUUGUAAAUACUAUAUCUCCGACCAUCUACGCUCUUAUUGAACCAUUGCGUAUGAAGGCUGCUAUUUGGUUUUCAUUCAGAAGUGGGGACACUGACAGCUUGAGGAAAGUUUUGCAACCAUCAUGUUAAUAUUAGUGCUGUGUUUUGCUCUUAAUGCAGUAUGGAAAUGUUCUUUAAAUAUUACACACAUCAUUGGUUGUAUAAGCUCACUGUUGAUAUUGUGGGGAGCACUUUAUUGUAUAAAGUUUACAUGUUUAGGUUAUGGUACGCUAUAGUUUCCCUCAAAAAUGCUUUUUCCUUAAGAGCAAAUGUGGCAGAAUAAAUGCUUUAUAUCAUACGCAUGAAGAAAAGAAGAAAAAAAAACUUGUUGCAAUACAUUCAGACAGUAUUUAAUAUGUACAACUUGUGUAAAAUGCCUUGUAAUGUUGCCUGUUGUGAUAACUCAUUUAUACAAAUUUCUCAUCAAAAACCACCAGCUUUUAGUGAAAGGGUUGUUUAUUUACAUUAUUACUUAAUAUUUAACAGGUAUAAUCAACUGACAAACCAGUUUGUUGACAGUAACUCACUAACUCUGGUUCUAGUCUUUAUAGCUUCGUCUCUUUUUCUUGCAAACAUGACAUGUAUGCCUGCAGUAUUUGUUUCAUCCCAACUGUUUCACUAGCUGCUGAAUUGGUCGUUGUCCUUUCAUUCAUCUUCAAGUCACUCAGUGUAUCCCUCAGUAAACUAGUCAAUCAGUAGUUAUACUGUUGCUGUUCUUUUUAGCUGUCAAAACUCUGCAUGCAUGAUCUGAUCAGUGUCUGGAGAUAUUCAAACCUUAUUUUGACAGUAGAGAAGUGACAGUGUGUGGCAGAAUCUGUUAGUUUAACCUACAUUUAAAAACAAAAAAAGAUUUAAAAACAAAUAAAUCACUGUACAUCACCACUAGUGGUGCUGUGUUGUGUUUCUGUGUUGUGUAGAGUGGAGUUACAAAUGACUGUGCGCGCUCUUCUUCAUGCUUUAAAUCACCUCAUGUUCUGAAGUUGUAGCAGCAUCAACGGGCAAUUUGUGUCAUUAUUCUGUCAUGAGUAAUAAAGAUUUUUGCACAUUU
This is a messenger RNA of Cottoperca gobio, 2870 nucleotides long. Its product is annotated as spindlin-W. Gene Ontology annotation, biological process: gamete generation. The transcript is spliced from 5 exons. Bases 300 to 1007 code for a protein of 235 amino acids. The record is from RefSeq and is a predicted model, not a curated record. Lineage: Eukaryota; Metazoa; Chordata; Actinopteri; Perciformes; Bovichtidae.